Molecule: messenger RNA, 972 nt
Organism: Diplodia corticola
Lineage: Eukaryota; Fungi; Ascomycota; Dothideomycetes; Botryosphaeriales; Botryosphaeriaceae
Product: sprt-like domain-containing protein spartan
Exons: 2
Coding region: 1-972 (323 amino acids)
Biological process (GO): DNA damage response
Cellular component (GO): nucleus
Molecular function (GO): single-stranded DNA binding; metalloendopeptidase activity; polyubiquitin modification-dependent protein binding
Source: RefSeq, a predicted model, not a curated record
AUGCCGCUCACCGACGAGGACGCGGCGGCACUGGCCAUGCGCGCGCUGGACGCCCUAUCGCCCGACCAGCGUGUCGCCCGCUCCGCCAUCGCGCGCAUGCUGGACCCCGACGCGGCCUCGCCCUCCGUCGACAUCCACGAGCUGUUUGCCCUGUUCGACACGCUCUAUUUCCGCGCCACGCUGCGCGCCCGCGUCGACCUCUCUUGGUCGUCGCGCUUGACUCUUUGCGCUGGCAUCUGCGAGCUCGUCAAAGACGCCCAGGGGAAAUACACGCGCAUCCGGCUCAAGCUGUCCGAGCCGCUGCUCCAAUUUCGCCCGCGCUCCGACACGGUCAACACGCUGUUGCACGAAGCCAUCCAUGCCUACUUCUUCGUCACCUCGUCUUGGCGCCACUCCCGCGACGACGACGACACGUCCGGCCACGGCGCCGGGUUUCAGAUGCUCGCUUCCGCCAUCAAUGCCCACGGCGGCUUCGAUGUCGCCGUCUUCCACACGUUUCACGACGAGGUUGACAGCUAUCGCACCCACGUGUGGUUGUGCGAUGGCCCCUGCCGAGCUAGUCCGCCCUACUUCGGCCUUGUCAAGCGCAGCAUGAACCGAGCGCCCGGCAGGUCUGACAGCUGGUGGUCCCAGCAUCAGAGAGACUGCGGCGGUGCCUUUGCCAAAAUAGCAGAGCCCGACCUGACCAAGAAGCAGGUUGACGCCCUGAGCGCGCAGGAGAGAGCUGGCCGCCAGAAGAACAAAAUUGACCGUUGGAUCAAGGUUGCUCCAAGCUCUAUUGGACCCAGCCAAGGGGAAACCUUCUCGAAUCCAGACGGUCGGGGCUCGAGUGCCAAACGAGAACGCAGUGAUGAGGAAAGCAUUCCAGCCGCCCAACAAAAGAAGACACUCCUUGCCUGCCCGAUUUGUGACGUCCCCGUCACGGAGGAGUCCGUCAACGAUCAUCUUGACGCCGUGCACGGGACUGGCUGA